This is a messenger RNA of Leishmania braziliensis MHOM/BR/75/M2904, 2532 nucleotides long. RefSeq lists its product as hypothetical. The record is from RefSeq and is a predicted model, not a curated record. Bases 1 to 2532 code for a protein of 843 amino acids. The transcript has a single exon. Lineage: Eukaryota; Euglenozoa; Kinetoplastea; Trypanosomatida; Trypanosomatidae.
AUGUCCAAUGAUCCAUCGGCAAUGCCGUCAUCGUCCCCUGUCUCUUUCAACGGCGUUGACAGCGAUGCGAGUGAUGCCCGCACAGCACUUGCCCAGGUUCGCCAGUUACUCGCGGAGCGGCGGAAAAAUCGAUUUGGCGUUGCUGCUGGUGCCGCUGCCCCUGUGGCAGCAGCGGCAUCGGCGCGACCACUGCUGAGCAAGUCGUCAAAAUCCAGUAGCCAUCGAUCCUCCCUAUCCGUCGAUAGAGCCGUGCAUGGCGAUGGCAACAGUAGCAGCUGCGACGACAUGAAUAACGCUAACCGUCAACGCAGGCAAGCGCCUGGCUUUCCCCAGCAGCACGGCAGGCGACGGCCGCCAUCGGCGCCAGACAACGUCCUCUCACACGGGGCGAACAGUGCACUGGCGUCGCUGAGUUCGUCGCCAUCCUCGCUGCCGCAGGCAACGACAUCGGCAUUGCUAGCGGUGUCGAAGCCAUCGGCGAUGGCUUUGUGCCCACUGCCCUCACCUCCUCCGUCGCGGCACAUCUCGUACUACGGUGGCUUUCUGCCUCACACGCUGGACUCGUACGACCUUGCCGUGGCUGUUUUCCCGCCGUCGGGCCGCACAGACACCCUGCGACGGCCGUCUCGUUCUCCGUCCCCGGCGCUGACGUCGGCGAUGACCGCGACGGAACAGAGCGGCGCGCGCAGUUCGUGGGGGAGAUGCACCCCUGGCUGCCGAGAGAGGGCCGCUGCCACCGGGCGGCCCAACAUGGCGUUCGACGAGGCUCUCGCGGCGGCGAUGGUGUCGACGGCGGAGCGUAUGCUGGAGAGCGACAGGCGAAAUGGCAGCGCCGCACCGCAGCAGCCGUGUCGGCGCUACUCGCUCCCGACAAGGGCCACGGUUGGAAGCGCCAUCGCUGGCAGCAGCAGCAGCAGCGAUGCCAGUGGCCCAGCGUUGAUGACAGCGCUCCGCAGCAGCCCGAAGUGGGGACCCCGGACGCCACCCAGCACGAGCCGAGACAUGGCAGCCUUUGGCCACACCACCCCCGAUCUCCUGAUUGCUGCGGAUGGCGGGGACAGCAAAGGUGGCAACGGCGUUGGCCCUCACUGCGCAAUGGCGACAGGGCUCUCGCGGCACCACAGCCGCAGCGCCGGUGGUCUCUACAUGGCAGAGACCCCCGUCUUUACAGACCCGUCGCCGUCGUUGUCCACGGCUGCCUCGCAGUCCAUUCUAUGGAAUCGAGGCACGCGGGAGUCAUCUCCAGCCCCACCGCGAAUUCCGGCGUCCCGUGAGAAUGAGUGUGGUGUUGCUGCGCACGAUCCAGACACACCAUCACGGCAGUCGCCAGCGAUAUCCGCUUUGUCGGACAUGGCUGGGCGGCCUGUGAGCCGCGACUACUGGGUGCGUGGCCUUUCCUCCACGUCGAGUGGCCCCAGCGGACGCAUGAUGGUGACGGCAAGCAGCCGGACUGCAGGGGUGGCUGAGAAGGACGCCGCCCCACAGCUGUCGCACCACCAGCUCACCGAGGCCUUCUACGGAAGCUACAAGGGUAGUGAGAUGGCGCAGGACGCGUACAGGUACUUCGUCGCACAGCAGCAGAUGAAACACCCCGUGGGCGUUAAUGGCAGCACCACCUGUACAGCGCGAUGCUGGCAGAGCGGCAGUGUCGGCACGAAGCUGUGCAAGGGGGGCAGCAUGCACCAGCAAUGGGGGCCCUCGGCCGCGAGGAAAGCAGCUCCGAUUAUGAUGCCGACGCGCACAGCAGCAGCAAGGGGUGCGGACGGGUGCACUGCGCAACUGGUGCUCGUACCAGGAAAAUGGGGGAGCCAACCCAGAGCAACCACAGCAGCCUCAGCUAUUUCCCUCAUGACAGCUGCUGCCAUCCAUGCCGCUCCGACGCAGCUCGAGCCGCCGUCCAUCUCCACCGAAGUGCUGCUUCCGGCGUUGCGGAGGGGCUCCGGUGCCGCAGCCGCAGAACGGCAGCAGCACCAUUCGCAGCCCAAGACACGGUCGAGCAUCACCAGCCUUGGCAGUGUCCACAGCGACAACGGCGGCAAUGGCCACGAUACCUCCUCGCCGUUGUCGCCGCCGAAGCUGUCGGCGACUGUCAGGUCAGCAACAUCAACGCCGACAGCAGCAAAGGGCGCUGGGGGGACAGCCAUCGACAGCGUCGCCGAUCAGCGGCGGCGGCAAAGCCGUCUGGCACAGCUGGAGCCUCUCUGUCUACCCGACCCCGCUCUCGGUACUCCCGCAUGUCAGCACAGCGCGCAGCAGCAGCAGCCACUGAAGACGUCGGCAGAGAGGGCGUCGCUCACAGUCUUAGCGAUGGUGCGUCCUGCACCUGACCAGGAUCGCGCCCCACAUACGCCGUCGUUCUCGAUUGAUGAGGGGCUACGUGAUACGAAGGUGAACCACGUGAGCGCACCUGUCGCAACGGUAGCGGCGACGGACCGCGUACCAUCCCUGCUGCGCGUAUCCGUGUCCCUCUUCGGAGGGGCACCUCAACACCAACAACCCUCGCGGCCGCACGUGGGUCGCCCUGACGCGUAA